Messenger RNA from Penicillium brevicompactum, 3711 nucleotides. RefSeq names its product transcription initiation factor TFIID subunit TAF2. The record is from RefSeq and is a predicted model, not a curated record. The transcript is spliced from 3 exons. Bases 1 to 3711 code for a protein of 1236 amino acids. NCBI's taxonomy places the organism in Eukaryota, Fungi, Ascomycota, Eurotiomycetes, Eurotiales, Aspergillaceae. Gene Ontology annotation, molecular function: transcription cis-regulatory region binding; RNA polymerase II general transcription initiation factor activity; chromatin binding. Gene Ontology annotation, biological process: transcription initiation at RNA polymerase II promoter. Gene Ontology annotation, cellular component: transcription factor TFIID complex.
AUGCCGGGUGUUGUUGACUCCGGUGCUUUGGCACGCCCAAAUCUGGGGUUUAGCGUGGGACAUCAGAAGGUCGAACUGGAGAUCGACCUAGCCACGAAGAGCUUGAAAGGAAACACCGAAAUUACCAUCCACCCUCGCCGCAAAGACCUAUCAACCAUCUGGUUGAAUUUUCGACAAGGAGACAUCAAGCGCGUUAGCGUGAACGGAAAAGCUGCGACUUCGAAAUAUGCAGACCCUUACGAAUCGCUGCAACUCUACGGCGUACAAUACCACGAGCGUCUAACACAGCAGAUCGACGGUCUACUGCUGACACCCCCCACACCUACUCUCCCAAUCACGAUUCCCAAAAACGUUCGCAUCGAGGAACUAGAUCCGUCCUCCGCAGAGGCACAAGACCAGAUUGCGCUUCAAUCUACCGGCGACGAAGUCGAUGGCAAUUCCGGGAUCAGAGCGCCAGAAGCGAAUCUUCCGCGAUUCACGUCUUUAACGGUGAACAUCGAGUUUGCGAUAACCAAGAUUCGCGACGGUCUCCAGUUUGUUGGUGUCGAAAAUGGUGACCGGCGGUAUCCCCAUGCCUACACCACAAAUUCCCUGGAGUCGGGUAUCGGUUGUCCCUUGUUCCCAUGCGUUGAUGACACUGCUUCGCGGUGCACUUGGGAGAUUUCAAUCACAUGUCCCAGCUCGCUUGGGGAUGUCUUCGAUCGGAAAUCGAAGGAUUUGCCCGGCUCUACAUCAUCUCGUUCGAAAACACAAAAUCGCCAACUUUCUGCUGAUGAUGAGGGUCUCGAUAUGUCAGUGGUGUGUUCUGGGGAUUUAACGGAUGAUAUCGUGGACCCCAAAGACCCCACGAGGAAAACAGUUUCAUUCGCGUCAUAUUCCCCACUGGGAGCUUUGCAGAUUGGGUUCGCAAUCGGCCCAUUCGAAUAUGUCAAUCUCGCCGACUUCCGUGAAAGCGAUCAGGAUGAGCAACUGGGCCAGAACGCCAUCCCUCUCCACGCCUUCUGUCUGCCCGGCAGAGCCGACGAAGUCCAAAACACCAGUUUUCCAAUGGCUCAGGCCAUCGACUUCUUCUCACUAUCGUACGGAUCCUAUCCAUUCGGCAGUUACAAAAUCUGUUUUGUCGAUGAUCUCCCCACCGACAGUCUUCCCACUGCGUGCAUGUCCAUCUGCAGCAGUCAUCUGUUAUUCCCGGCUGAAAUGAUCGAUCCCAUGUACGAUUCCACUCGGGCUUUGGUGCAUGGUUUGGCGUGUCAAUGGACCGGAAUCAACAUCAUUCCCCAUGACCCUUCUGAUACCUGGGUCACUGUCGGCGUGGCAUGGUACAUCACGGAUACAUUCAUGAGAAAGCUUUGCGGAAACAACGAAUAUCGCUUCCGGCUCAAGCAAAUGUCCGAUCAAGUAUGUGACUUGGAUUAUGAACGACCUUCGAUAUAUGACAUGGGCAACAUCCUCAAGGUCGAUCCUUCGGAAUAUCGAUUCGUUGCGCUCAAGGCCCCUCUGGUACUGUUCAUACUAGACCGUCGCCUGACGAAGGCAAGUGGUAAGGCUACCAUGUCCCGUAUCAUUUCACGACUUUUCCUCAAUUCUCGGAUGGGCGACAUUCCGAACGGUGCGGUCACAUCCAGUCUCUUCCAAAAGACCUGUGAACGACUCGGGCACGCGAAAUUGGACGUUUUCUUCCAACAAUGGGUUUAUGGUGCGGGGUGUCCGAGAUUCCAAGCCACCCAGCGAUUCAACAAGAAGAAGCUUGUCGUCGAAAUGAUGAUCCGACAAGUCCAGGCUGAACCUCAACCUCCUCGAGACCUAGGAAAGGAUGCAUUCCUGCGAGACGUGAAAGAAGAGGUCCGGCAUGUCUACGCUGGCGCAGUUCAGCCGGUUUUCACAGGCUCCAUGACUCUUCGCAUCCACGAAGCAGAUGGAACACCAUAUGAGCAUAUCGUUGAAAUCAAAGAAGGCACAACGAAGUUCGACAUUCCAUACAAUACCAAGUACAAACGAUUGAAGCGCAACAAAAAGCAGAGAGAACGAGCCGUGGCUUCCGGUGAUACAGAAGUUCAGGAGGAGGUCCUACUCUAUUGCUUGGGAGAUGUGUUGCAAACCGAGGAAGAAACCCAAGCCUGGCGCCUGGCUGAUUGGACAAAAGAGGACGAAGAGCGAAUGGGACAAGAGUCAUAUGAGUGGAUUCGAAUGGAUGCAGACUUCGAAUGGGUCUGCAAACUGUCUCUCGGAAUGCCAGGCUAUAUGUAUCUUUCCCAGCUCCAGCAAGACCGAGACGUUGUAGCGCAACUUGAGACUCAGUCUUUGCAAUAUAUGGCCGCUCAGCGAGAACAUCCUUUGAUUUCCACAAUCUUCGUUCGCACGCUCAUGGAUAGUCGGUAUUUCCACGGCAUACGUACGACGGCUGCGCGCGCCUUGAUCAAACAUGCCAAAGAUGAGGUUGACUGGAUUGGACUUCACCACCUCGAAACAGCAUUCCAGGAGCUGUUCUGUCUUCCUGGAUCUCCGAUGACUCGUUCAAAUGAUUUUUCUGAUCGGGCUGCGUACAUUUUGCAACAAGUCAUUCCUGAAGCCAUCUCGAAACGGCAAAACCCCCUGAGGGUGAAGCGAUUCUUGUUUGACAAGCUGAAGUUCAAUGACAACUCCAACAAUGAAUAUUCAGACAAUUUCUACGUUGCCUCGUUGAUGAAAUCGCUUUGUCACGCGAUGCUUGGCAGGAGUGAGUCAAGGACAGACGAAGAGCUCGACCACUUCGACAUGGAGCGUGUUCUGGAGACACAGGCCGAAGAACAGCUCGACAAAGACGCCAUCGCCGAGUUUGAUAGGUAUCGGCGAAUGGAUGAAUGGUCCAGCUCAUUCCAAAAUCUGUACUCAAGAGCUGCACUUCAAUGCCAGGCGCAGUUGAUGCAAGCGAAGAUGCUGGACAUGGAUCUCAUGCGGUUCAUCCCAUACACACGAGCGGGGACCUACGAUCUUCUCCGUAUGGACGCAUUCCAAUGCCUUGUCGACCUUGAUAUCUCUCAAAGCCCUGACCUUCUUCGCUGGCUGAUGUUCACCUUUUCGGCUGAUUCCUCUGCUUGGAUCCGUCAUCAGGGGUUACGCCUAUUCGGCCAAACAUUGGCGCAGAUCGCUUUCGGGCGACCCCAGCAGCAGGAAGCUUCGCUGAAUGAUGGUUUGAUUAUCGAGCAAGAGUCCACGACGGACAUCCGCCGAGACGACAUUGCACGACGCAAGACGAUACCGGGAGCCAUUGAAGCACUCAAGCGAGAACUCUCCAGUGACACAGCUUUCAGGGAGUACAUGUGGGCGGCAUGCAAUUCGCCCGCCAUGGGCCUACUAGAGCUCUCAGAACUCACUGAUCUCUGUCGCGUUCUCUAUGAUGUCAGCACGAGUAAAUUCGUGCGGUUGAAACUUCCCCGAUACUGGAGCGUCCAGAACCUUGGGCACGGCAAAGUACGCUUCUUCAAAUCUACCAAGACACGCAUGGGUCCUGCUACCAAGCGAAAGCGCGAUGAGAAUGGCAUGCAGCCCCCCUCCUCAACCCGCAUUACGUUCAAGCAGGCCAAGACGAGCUCGAGUGGGGGCACUCCUGCUGGUACUCCCCUUCCCAAGAUACAAAUUCCCCGGCCGUCCCCUUCGAUGAGCUCCACGCCCAAAACCCCGGCCACAGGCACACCUAAACUCAAACUGAAGUUUGGUGGAAGACCUGCAUGA